Molecule: messenger RNA, 1563 nt
Organism: Filobasidium floriforme
Lineage: Eukaryota; Fungi; Basidiomycota; Tremellomycetes; Filobasidiales; Filobasidiaceae
Exons: 8
Coding region: 1-1563 (520 amino acids)
Source: RefSeq, a predicted model, not a curated record
AUGGAUGAACUAUCUUUGAGCGAUCCUAACAACCCAAUAUGGUCGAAACUGGAUCAGAUCCUUGCAAUGGACAAUUCAACCACAUCCUUCACCGUUGAUGAGCAAGAUGAUGGCGACAGCAGAGCCCCUGAUCCAAGCCUUGAAAUGGGGAAGAACCCAUCUGCAAGUCUUGAUAUGACCUGUCUCGGAGGCGUUCCAACCUCUUCUGCUGUCGCUCAGGAACAGCAACAACCACCUGUUACGUCUGAAGAUUCAGCUUAUAAUGAUUCAACGGCACCGGGGCCCUCCGAAGUUCAGCUUCGCAACGAUCAAGCAAAUACUGGUUCUUACAAUCCUCCUCUGAUCUGGGUGACUAGCGGUACUUUUAGAAUGACUCUUAGCUUCUCAGCCGAAACACAACCGGAGCAGCGCGGUAGCCCCUUGUCUAUGAAUCCAAGUAGCAGUGUACCUCCUCUGGUGGGUAGUGCAUCCUUUAAAGACAAAAAAGUGUUUGGCACUGAUCUGCUACAUUGGAUCGAAAAUACUAACAAGGAUGAGGCAGGAAGGCUUGAAAAACUCUUCAAUCGAAUGGACAUAUCCGGAAAACAUUUGCUCAGUACGCAUGUGGACGCUGGCGGUUCUCGACUCGAAUUCCUCCAAUUCAUCGAGAAGACUUUGGAAGGCCAGGAUGUUACACCUUUACUCUGGGGCGGAUUUCGGACCCCUAUAUCGUGUGUGCUCUGCAUCGGCCAUCCAAAAUUCAUUAUUGAUCGCCCGUGCCCAAAGGCAGCGAUUGUGGUUCGGACAAAGGGUUUGCUAACAGAAAGGUGUUUCACCUGCACUGAACGGAACAGGAACGCAGAGAACCAUCUCAAACGGAAGGCUCGCAAAGCUGAGAAAAAGAACUCUAGCGAAUCAACCGCAUGUCAAGAGGAACUUUGUAUUUCGUAUGCAUCCCACAAUGUCGACAACAUCAAGCAGGGAAAGCGAGUUACCAUGAGGUCAAGCUUAUAUAUUCGACACUGGAUUGCAACUUCAAGAUUGGGGGCGCUCUUGACUGUAUUAUCAUCAAAAUGCAACAUCCAUUCGAUCGGAACUUGCUGGAGUCAUUGGUCUCGCCACGUUCCUCGCGUCCAAUGGGGCUUGCUAAGGGACAAUAUCGGUUGGGCAAUUGGGCACAUGCAUGACAUGGCAUCACCUAACGGCAUGGCUAAAAAGGAGAGUUAUAAGAUUGUUUUGAUCUUCGACAAGAUGGAUAGAUACACUCACUCCGAACCCUCCUCGCUGAGUUACCAUGAUACCGUCUACAGCAAUGGUUCUCUCAGCCGCAGCGAUAAGUCGAGGGGCGACAUCAUUGCCACCAGCCCGGCAGACUAUGUUUAUGACCGGACAGUAGCCGAUAACGCGCUGGAAGAUCUGGAGUUGGACGCCACAUCUAUGCAACAACCAAGACAACCACAGAAUCCUCCAGUCAUCGAGUCAGUCGCGCCUGCAAUAAUGAAGGGGAGGUGUAACUUCUGCGCUAAAAAGUGGAACGAGUACAACAAGAACCAGAGACGAAGCAAGGAGAAGGCGAAAAGAUGA